Phytomonas sp. Hart1 is the source of this 1554-nucleotide messenger RNA. NCBI's taxonomy places the organism in Eukaryota, Euglenozoa, Kinetoplastea, Trypanosomatida, Trypanosomatidae. The record is from the annotation of a GenBank genome assembly.
AUGGACGCAGCUCAACAAGAGUUGAGAUGCUUCCAGUUGGCUCGCAAGCUACACCUCCUUCCAUUGCUUAACGAAGUGUUUACCACAAAUUCACUUGUACAUCCCAUUUUUUAUCCGUGUUUAGAUCCCCGAGCGAAGGAGCUUAGUAAACUAAUAUACCUCUGUCUGUGGAGAUGGCUAAAACCUAGCAUCAGUGACGCAGGAGGUACCACAUAUCCAAUUAGUGACAUUGCGGACUGCAUCUUAUCGUUCCUCAGCUUUUCUCACUUGACACCAACGAGCCCCCCCAAGUCUUUACUUCUUCAUCAGUCCUGCCAGUCGUCCCCAUCAACCUUCCAUAGACCCACCAAUACACUGUUGGCGAACCCUACAGUGACUCCUCCGCAGCUUCAACCGCCUUUACCGUCAUCUAAUGUGCCCCCUCCACUCACUCUCGAAGGUAACUCACCGGUUGAUACCGAGAAUACCCCUUCAAUUUGUGAGUCUUCGUCUUCAAAAGGAGAUCCUGCGUUAUCCAACAAGAUGGUGGGCGACAACCUUCUUGUUGGAGGUGCCGAUAAGACGCCUGAGCAGGAUACUCUUUAUCGACCGAUGUUUUAUGUUCGGCAGCUGAAAGAGCAUUCCACGGCGUUGUCGAUAAACCACGCGAUUUUCAUCCGCAUGGCUCACACGAUACAGCUUAACGAAGAGUCACUUAACCCUUACUUCGGUCGCUAUGGCCAGAUCAGCUGCUCGCUUCAACGUCGUGUGCGGCUUUCAGAAUAUUCAAGGCCUCCCAGCGAAGAGUUCAUACAGUCGCUGCUUCUCAUGUUUAACUGUGAUCUUCAGAGUUUGUUGAUUCAAGAUUUUAUUGUUUCCGUUGAUUCUUAUCAAAACGCCGUGCAUGCCGUACAUCAGGCAUACUACAAGGAGCUCCUGUUUAUUGCCUUCCAUGACGCGUGUCAGGACACCCACUGCAUUGCGGAUCUCGAUGUGAUGCAGUCCAACAAUGAAGUUUGCUACUACGUGAGGCCAUCACUGACCAAGGAGUCAGCCCCAGCGUUAACGAAUCACCACCGUUAUGGUAGUCGACGUAAACGCUUGCGAUUGCAUAAUGGGGCGGCCUCAGAUCUCGAAAGGGUAGGCGAUAUGAGCACCUCCUCGUUUUCGUCUCUUUCGAGCAGCAGUAGCAGUAGCAGCAGCGCCAGUAGCAUCGAUAAGUCUUUUGUUCCCGAUGUCAUUGUUGAUGGUCUGCCGCACUGGGCUACCGAGGGCCAGCUCAAGGUAUUACUUCAGGAGCAUGGGAAGGUCGAAUCCAUACGGAUGUCUGUCGAUGAUCUUUCUGGCGCGUUCACCGGCGUUAUCUUGGUUAGGAUGUCAACAGCCGAAGAGGCGAUACAGUUGUCAAAUGCACUGCACCAAGCUCAAUUUGAUUCCCAUACACUGCAGAGUGGUGUACUGAACGACCGCUUAGAGAUAGAAGCCAUCGAGGAUGGGAAUGAAAUUCGUAGCAUUUUGGAUGAAAGCUUACCAGCUUCGUUUGAUAUUAAUCUCAACCAGCGAGCAUGGGUAUAG